CGUCAAUCAUUUCCACCCCUCAAAACCCCACCCCCAGAGUUUUCAUUUCCGUUUGUGUUUCAGUUGCUGUGUCGUAGUAGAAACCACUAGAAACUUGUCAGUGAGUAAAUAAUAGUCUCAAAUAAGUGUGAAACAUAGCAGAUAGAGGGUUUUCAUCGCCAUUCCCACAUUUUAUAUUUACGUUUUAAACAAAUAGCCAUUACAGUUACUUUUGUUAGCUACUGAUAAAACGUUCCGCUUUAGCAUGUUGUUGUGCUGAGGAUGCGAAGCAGGGAAGACGUGUCUCUCAACUGCCGAAGUAAAGUCUCAUUUAUAGUUCUCUAUAUUUUGUAAGCCACAAAGUAAUUAGAGCAGCGUGUUGCUUAAAGUGUCUCGGUUAUAAUUAACGAAUGUCACUGAACGGAAAGUUUGUGAGCAGCAGCAGUAACACCGCCUGAUGUUUUCUCUGUAACCGUUAACUGAGACCAAAGUCUAACUCAGUCACGCCAGUUAUAAUCAUUACAACAAACUGGCAAAAUGUCAGACUCUGCUGACAGUCGGACAAAAACGUUAAAUUUCAACAUCGGGGUACUUGGACAUGUCGACAGCGGGAAGACGUCGCUUGCCAGGGCGCUGAGCAGCACCGCUUCCACCGCCGCCUUCGACAAGAACCCGCAGUCCCGUGAGAGAGGCAUCACGCUGGACCUGGGCUUCUCCUCUUUCACGGUGGAUCUGCCGAGUCACCUGCGGGAGAGUCUCGGACAGCAGCAGUAUGACAGCCUGCAGUUCACCCUGGUGGAUUGUCCCGGACACGCCUCUCUGAUUCGGACUAUUAUUGGAGGGGCUCAAAUCAUUGACCUGAUGAUGCUGGUGGUGGACGUGGUGAAAGGGGUACAGACUCAGACUGCAGAGUGUCUGCUGAUAGGAGAACUGACUUGCCCUCGCAUGGUGGUCAUCUUGAACAAGAUUGACCUACUGCCAGCCAACAAGAGACAGAGUGCCAUCGAGAAAAUGACCAAGAGACUGCACAAAACACUGGAGGGCACCAGAUUUAAGGAGUGUCCAAUUAUAGCUGUGGCAGCGAAGCCUGGAGGCCCGGAGGCUGCUGACACAGAGGAGCCACAGGGAGUGCCAGAGUUAAUCGAGCUUUUGAAGAAACAGACAUACCUCCCUCAGAGAGACCCCGGAGGUGACCUUCUGAUGGCUGUGGACCAUUGCUUCUCCAUCCGCGGUCAGGGAACAGUCAUGACAGGGACCAUCCUGCAGGGGUCACUGGCCAUCAACGACACAGUGGAAAUCCCAGCACUAAAGGUGACCAAGAAAGUAAAGUCGGUGCAGAUGUUUCGGAAGCCAGUGUCUGGGGCCAUGCAGGGAGAUCGUGUGGGCGUGUGUGUGACACAGUUUGACCCUAAACUGUUGGAGCGGGGUGUGGUGUGCACCCCUGGCUCCCUGCAUACCCUCUAUGCAGCUGUCGUCUCGGUCAGGAAGAUAGGCUACUUCAAGGGCUCUCUUGCCACCCGUGCCAAGUUCCACAUUACAGUGGGGCAUGAAACAGUCAUGGCGAGGGUGACCUUCUUCGGCCUGCCACCUGUGGGUGUCUCAGAGCCCCCUUCAGACACUAAACCACCUCCAGAGCCGUGCUCACUAGAAACACCCUUCACCUUCGACAGGGAGUACUUCUACCAAGACGAAUAUCUCACCGGUCAGGGAGAGGCGAGUUCAGGACCCGACCCAGAGCAAUGGGCUUUGUUAGAGUUUGAGCGGCCAGUCACAUGUCCCUCACUCUGUCUUGUGAUUGGCUCCAAGCUAGACACAGACAUCCACGCUAACGCAUGCCGUUUGGCCUUCCAAGGCCGUCUGCUGCAGGGGUUUGAAGAUAAAGGCUAUGCUGAGACUGCCCUGCCUCGCCUGCGCAUCUACAAGACCAAACACAAGGAGGGACAGGUGGAAAGGGUGACUGAUGAUUAUACUGUGAUCGGCCGCAACCUGUUCAAGAAGGAGACCAACCUGCAGCUCUUUGUGGGGUUGAAGGUCACAUUGUCGACAGGUGAGACCGGUGUUAUCGAGGGCGGGUUCGGACAGAGCGGGAAGUUUAAGAUUCGAGUACAAGAGGGUCUUCUCCCAGAAACCAAGCAGUUGUUAUCCUCUACCUCUAAGAAGAAAGGGAAGGGGGGGGGCAAAGGCGGACCAGCAAACGAAGAGGAGCCCAAAGCAGAUUCUCAGCCUGUUAGCAUUCACCUGCAUUUCAAGCGCUAUGUGUUUGAUCCCCAUAAGAAGAUGGUUCAGUCGUGACCUUUUGCUGCACAGCUUUCAGACUGACACUAUGUGGCAGUGCUGGAGACGGGGGGAGAGGACAGCUUCAGAGGUCUUUUAGAGGUGAGGGGGAUUCUGGCCUCUGUAUCAGGGGUGUGCUAACUUUUGUUGCCUCUUUUUCUGGGGAUGGAAACAGUCUGCUGAAAUGCAAUGAUUGCGAAAUGCUGAAUGCGUGUGAAACAGUUUUUGUUUUAUCUCCGUUUAUGGAGAUGGAAGCUGCUCUUCUGUUCAUGAUGCAUUUGAGUUGUCUUACAUAAUCAUACCUUAGUUCAGUUCUUUUGACUUGCUGCAAACCUUUCUGUCUGUAACCUUCUAACUCAGCGUAGCCUUAAUGGGACUGAUCACAUGAUCUCAGAUAAAAAAAUUUAAAAAAAUCACACAGGUUUCUUCAGAAUUUCAUUUUCUGUAAUGGAAGUUGUAGAGCUGCAAUUUUACCCUGGAUAGCAAUUAUGUCGGAGUUCUCUUGAGUUGAAAUUCAGAAAGACAAAUAAAGUAAAUCCAUCCUUAAA
Molecule: messenger RNA, 2801 nt
Organism: Thunnus maccoyii (southern bluefin tuna)
Lineage: Eukaryota; Metazoa; Chordata; Actinopteri; Scombriformes; Scombridae
Gene: eefsec
Product: eukaryotic elongation factor, selenocysteine-tRNA-specific
Exons: 7
Coding region: 517-2271 (584 amino acids)
Biological process (GO): selenocysteine incorporation
Molecular function (GO): GTP binding; GTPase activity; translation elongation factor activity
Source: RefSeq, a predicted model, not a curated record